Messenger RNA from Beauveria bassiana ARSEF 2860, 528 nucleotides. Its product is annotated as glucosamine 6-phosphate acetyltransferase, putative. Gene Ontology annotation, cellular component: endoplasmic reticulum; Golgi apparatus; endoplasmic reticulum-Golgi intermediate compartment. Gene Ontology annotation, molecular function: glucosamine 6-phosphate N-acetyltransferase activity; monosaccharide binding. Gene Ontology annotation, biological process: UDP-N-acetylglucosamine biosynthetic process. The coding region runs from base 1 to 528 and encodes 175 amino acids. The record is from RefSeq and is a predicted model, not a curated record. NCBI's taxonomy places the organism in Eukaryota, Fungi, Ascomycota, Sordariomycetes, Hypocreales, Cordycipitaceae. The transcript has 2 exons.
AUGGCCGCUGCCAACACCCCGUUGUUCCCCCCCGCGCUCAUCGGGCCCGACGCGGCAUCGGCCUUUCCGGCCGGCUACGAGAUUCGUCCCCUCGGCAAGGAUGAUUAUGCUAAGGGCUUCAUAGAGUGCUUGCGAGAUUUGACAUGGAUGGCGGAAGUGACCGAGGACGAGUUUAAACAACGCUACGACGAAAUGGACACUGGCGGCAAAGGCCCCUACUACUAUCUGGUCAUUGAGCACGCCGGUCGUAUCAUCGGCACUGGCUUGGUCCUCGCCGAAAAGAAAUUCAUUCAUAAUCGCUGCACCGUCGGCCACAUCGAGGAGAUUUGCAUCUCCAAGGACCACCAGAGCAAGGGCCUGGGCCGUCUGCUCAUGAAUGCACUCAACUCCGUCGCAGACAACGCCGGCUGCUACAAGACUAUCCUCAACUGCAGCGAGCAGAAGCAAGCCUUUUAUCGAAAGUGCGGCUAUGACAGCUCUGGCUCGGAAAUGGUCAACUACAUUAAGGGCGCCACGACACCGCGAUGA